Messenger RNA from Paramecium octaurelia, 720 nucleotides. Lineage: Eukaryota; Ciliophora; Oligohymenophorea; Peniculida; Parameciidae. The record is from the annotation of a GenBank genome assembly.
AUGGGAAAUUAGAAAAAAUUCCUUUAAAAACUUUUUAGAAUUCUUGAAGUACUUGCUAGUUUAAUUAUAGUCAAAAGAACAUGAAGACUGUAUAUAAUGGAGUUAAGAUGGGAACUCGCUUGUAAUUAUUUCUGCAGAAUUAUUUGAGGAAAAGGUAAUGCCUUGCUAUUUCAAUUCCACAAAAAUUACUACUUUUUACAGAUAAUUGUGUCAGUAUGGAUUUAAAGUAAAAUAAAAUGAGAUGAGAUAAAAGUAAUUUUAUCAUUCUAAUGUUUAAUAAGGAAAUUUGUAAUUUUAUAAUUCUUAUUCUUAUAGUGAAAAUUUAUUAAGAAUAGCAAGAAGGAAGAAGAUGCAGGCACAAUUAGAUUUUAAUAAAUGUAUAACUGAAGAAAAUAAGCAAUUGAAUAAUUAAUUAAAGGUUCUUCAGAAAUAACAAUUAGCGAUCUAGGCUCAACUGAAUAUGCAUACGUAGAUUUACAUGAAGUUGUGCAAAUAGAUGAAAAAUGUUUAUGAUGUAUGAAUCAAAAUUUAACUUAGUAUUAAAAAUAAGAUGAAGAGUGUGAGGAGAAUUGCAAUAAUUUUUUCGAAUCAAUAAUAUUUUUAUUUAAGGGAUUCAAUCCCGAUAUUGCCUUAAAUAUAUUUGAAGAACUGAAGCAUAUAGGAGGGCCAUAGAGCCCUUAAUUAUCGCCACUACUCUUUCCUUAUUUAAAACUGAAUUGA